Molecule: messenger RNA, 1506 nt
Organism: Rotaria sp. Silwood1
Lineage: Eukaryota; Metazoa; Rotifera; Eurotatoria; Philodinida; Philodinidae
Source: the annotation of a GenBank genome assembly
AUGAAAUUGGAAAAUCUUGUCGAAGGUCAUGAACGGAAACGUCUUGCAUUCGUCACACAAUUAAUGAAGAUGAAUAAACUUGACGAAGCCGAAAAACAUCUUCGUCAUCUGCAUGACACAAUGCCUGAUAAUCAUAAGGAUAUUACUUCUUUGUACUCUAAACUCGGAGAUCUUGCAUUCGAAAAAGAAGACUUACCAAAAAGUCUCUAUUGGUAUAAAUUAGCAUUAGACCGAAAACAAAAAAGUCUCAAAGGAAAUGAUCCUAAUCUUGCCGAUAGUUACAACAGUAUUGGCAAUAUCUAUGCAAAGCAAGAGACCCAUGAAGAAGCACUUAAAUAUUAUCACAAAGCUAUGGAGAUUUGGAAGCGAAAUUUUGGUGAAGAACACUUAGCUAUUGCCGCAUGCCUCAGUAAUAUAGGUACGAUUUACGACAGUCAGAAACAAUAUUUAAAAGCACAUCAGUACCAUAACCAGGCCUUGACGAUUCGUAGAAAACUUCUUCCUUCUGAUCAUCCAGAUGUGGCUAAGUCGUUACAUAAUUUAGGCCAUGUCUACAAAAGUACCGGCGAUUUCAAAAAAGCGUUACAAUAUUUCGAAGAGUCGGUUCUAAUUAAAGAAAAGUCACUUUCAUUCAGACAUCCAUUGAUUGCCUUAACAUGGGAGAACAUGGCUGACGUUUACGAACAGAACUCUGAAUUAUGGAAAGCCCUCAGAUAUUACGAAAAAGCCGCUGAAUGUUACAAUACUAAGGAUGAAUCCUUCAAGGACAAGCUGGCAAAUGUUGAAAAAAAUAUUCUACGUCUUAAGAUGAAACUGAAAAAAAAGUAACACUACUUCAUUUUCAUUUAAGAAAACAUGUAAACAUUAAUUAAUAAAUGGUCAAAUAAAUCAGAUCUAUGUCUCUUUUUUGUCUUGUACUAGAGUAUAUAUAUAUAUGUGCAAUCGAGUUGAAAAAAACGACCCUAAACAGGCAAGUGAUCGUUACUAUCAAAAAUCUUGUCGAUAUAAUGUUGUGAUGACAAAUUUAAGUGUUGAUUAACUUUCUCAUGCUUAGUCUUCUUUAACACUAGAGAGAUUCGCCUAUGUUGAAAUCGUUUUGCAAUACAGAAUUUUUAGAUCAUUUUCAAAAAGAAAUUAGAAGAUUGUUUUCUUGUAUUUAUUAAUGUACUUGCGCUAAAAAAAAGGGUUAUGAAAAUAAUCGAAUGAAAUCAAUAAUUUAACUAAUUUGAUAGACAAUAUUUUACGAUGGAGAAUAAAUCAAUAUAAAGAAACAACUCAACUUAAAUUCGUAAGAUAAAAAUAAAAUAAAAAUUAACUUAAGCUAAAAUUGAUAUGUGUAAGAAUGUUAAAAUAAAUAAAUUAAUUUAAUCGAGUAAAACUUAUCCUAAAAACAAAAUAGAUUCUUUGUUGAUGUUUUGCUAUUGAAUUGAUUUUUUUCACUUAUUUGUAUCACUACCACCAUCUUGUCGUUUUAGUAUAUUUUUAAUCAAUGAUCAACACAUCCAU